AGUGCACCACUUGCAAGGACAAAAUGGAUAAUUUGAUUAGAAAGGUGGAGGAAUUGGUGCGGGCUCAAGAAGCCACAAACACUUCUAUGCGAGAGGUUGAUAUCCAAGAGGGGUAUCAAUCCAUCAAAGAAUCUUUCCUCACCUUAUACUCUGUUCAUGUUCGGAGGAGGGGCAAAGCAAUUGCCAAGGCACUUGCAUCAGUUAGAUCAAGAAGAUCUGUUGCUACUCCCAGUAAGUCAAUUGAGACUCCUCUUCUUGAUGUUGGGCCAAAAGUGCUAAAGAAGGUGGACAUUUUCAAGCCUGUACAUGCCCAAAGAAAGAAAAAGGUUGAGACUGCAAUCAAGUCCAAAAAGAGUGGGAGAACCAUGUACUCAAUGCAUGAAUUUGGAGCAGCAGACUUCAAGGCUAUGACAAGCAUGGAAAUUUGGUGGGAGGAUUGGUAUGUAGAUGAAGUCCUAAUUCUAAUGCGUAUGAGGCAAAUCAAUUUCCCUAAGUACUAUGAUUCCACUGACAUAAUCCUGGACCUCAACUUUUACAACAACAUGUCCAAGAGGUACGCAGAAUUGACAAAAGAGAGUACAAUUCCAAAUGUCGUGCCUCUGAAGGUUAGACUUGCUGAAUUCAAGUGGGAUGAUGAUAUGGUCGACUAUUGUAGGGGUGUCAGACCCUACCCGGGAGGCUGCUCGUGGGCUGGUGCAAAGAGGGUUUUAACAGUGAUGAAUAUUAAUGUCACACAUUUUGUCACUCUCGAGUUCAUGAUUGAAGAGGGAGUGGUAAAUGUGUAUGACUGCAACGUUCCUGUCUAUGAAGAAUCGAUUUCUUUUGUUUCAUGGAGCCGGCUACAGAAUCUCCCCCGCAAUGUCACUAGUAAGGCAUGUGGUUCGUGGUCAAUUGCUUUUAUAGAGGCUUUGCUUACCGGCACAACUGUGACAAAACCCGAAAGUCUAAUCAGCGACAACUCUGUAGGGAGGAUGCAAUGGAGAUGGGCAUUAGUGGUUUCAGUAGUUUUAAACAAGUCACAAAAUCUAACAGCUGUUGAAGAAGUUGCAACAACUGACCCAUCUGUUGCAACAUUUGUUGCAACAUAUGGGUCAGUUGUUGCGACAAAUCUAACUGCUGUUGAAGAAGUUGCAACGACCAACCCAUCUGUUGCAACAAGUUUGUAA
This is a messenger RNA of Lycium ferocissimum, 1166 nucleotides long. RefSeq lists its product as uncharacterized. Gene Ontology annotation, biological process: proteolysis. The coding region runs from base 24 to 1166 and encodes 380 amino acids. Gene Ontology annotation, molecular function: cysteine-type peptidase activity. The record is from RefSeq and is a predicted model, not a curated record. Lineage: Eukaryota; Viridiplantae; Streptophyta; Magnoliopsida; Solanales; Solanaceae. The transcript is spliced from 5 exons.